Messenger RNA from Aspergillus affinis, 1767 nucleotides. Its product is annotated as putative MFS transporter. The record is from RefSeq and is a predicted model, not a curated record. The transcript is spliced from 4 exons. Bases 1 to 1767 code for a protein of 588 amino acids. Gene Ontology annotation, molecular function: transmembrane transporter activity. Gene Ontology annotation, biological process: transmembrane transport. Gene Ontology annotation, cellular component: membrane. NCBI's taxonomy places the organism in Eukaryota, Fungi, Ascomycota, Eurotiomycetes, Eurotiales, Aspergillaceae.
AUGGCCUUUUUGCGGCCCCAGCCGACCGAGGCCGCAUUUUCCACUUCUAGCAACGGAUCCUCCAGCGCUCAAUAUACGCCGGUGUCUGAUGGAUCGGAAGAAGAACAUGUCCCCUCCAGUGGGAGUCGUCCACCACCUGGCUCGUUGAAGCUCCAGACAGACCUUAAUCUUGAUGAGGACUUUUUUUCCGAUGCCGGUAGCGACCCGGGCUACGAGUCCUAUGGGGAUGCGCGGCGCGACUCUGAACAAUCCAGCCUCCCUAAAUACACGGUGGUUGAGGAAAGGGAAGUUGUGAAGAAAUUUGAUCGCAAGCUUGUGCCGUUCCUCGCGUUGCUGUACAUGCUUUCGUUCCUGGAUCGAUCUAAUAUCGGAAAUGCAAAGAUUGCAGGACUCAUGGAAGACUUGAAACUGUCUUCUUCGCAAUAUGAGUGGCUUCUCACUGCGUUUUACAUCACUUAUAUCUUGUUCGAAUGGAUGACGCUCAUGUACCGCGUUGUCCCACCACACAUCUACAUCGCACUCUGCGUAUGUGGCUGGGGCCUUGUGGCGACCUUUCAAUCUCUGGCUACUUCAUUUGGGGUCCUCGUCUUCCUGAGAGCUCUACUUGGAAUCACCGAAGCAGCAUUUGGGCCCGGUGUGCCAUUCUAUCUAUCACUCUUCUACAAACGCGAGGAGCUGGCCUUUCGAAACGGACUCUUCAUCUCUGCAGCUCCCUUGGCCUCGUCGUUCGCGAGUAGUUUAGCGUGGGUGAUCGUCAAGCUGAGCAGUAAUGGCCCAAUUUCUCCCUGGCGCACCCUCUUUCUAGUCGAGGGGUUCCCCAGCGUGAUCGUUGCUGUUUUCGCCUGGUUGUUGAUCCCAGAUUCCCCCGGGAGCGCCAGAUUUCUGGAUCCGCGCCAGAGAACCGUGGCUAAACUGCGAAUGGGCGAGAGUAAAUCGGAGUUUCAGGGAUCGCGUCAAAGUAAAUUCAAUUGGAGGGAAGUGGGAAAGACCCUGGCCGAUCCAAAGUCUUAUAUUGCAGCUUUCAUGUUCUUCAGCUGCAAUGUAGCAUUCAGUUCCAUGCCUGUAUUUCUUCCUACAAUUAUAGAAGACAUGGGCUAUUCCUCCCUCACCUCGCAAGCCCUCUCCGCACCCCCGUACCUCCUCGCCUUCAUCGUCGUGCUCAUAACCGCCUACAUCUCCGACCGCAACCGCUCCCGGAGCCCCUACCUAAUCCUGCACGCCGUGAUCUCCUCAACCGCAUACCUGAUCAUCGCGCUAACCGGGCACUUCCACACGCAUCUCCCGACGACCGCGCACGUCCUGAUCCGCUACCUCUGCGUCUACCCCGCCACUUCGGGCUUCUUCUCCGCCACCACGCUGAUCAUGACCUGGACGAUGGACAACCGCGUCGCCAAGGAAGGCAAGGGCACCAGCAUCGCCGUCCUGAAUGUCAUUGGCCAAUGUGGGCCCCUGCUCGGUACACGGCUGUAUCCCGCGAGUGAUAGCCCGUGGUACGUGCGCGGCAUGGCCACCUGUUCGUUCUUCAUGAUGGUGGUGGCGGGCUUGGCGCUGUUGUUGCGCGUGCUGCUGCAGAGGGCGAAUCGCAGGGUGCAGCGGAAAGGGGAGGAGGAUACGUUUGAAAUGCAGGGUGGUGGUAGUAGAGGCGCUGCUUCUGCGGGUGCUGCGGGUGCGGCUGAGGAGAGUGAGGUGUUGAUGGGGGGUCGUGCGAGUCGAAGGGGCGUUACUUUGAGGUAUAAUGUGGAGGAGAGAUUUACGUAUAUCGUAUAG